GCCGCCUGUUGUUGGAGCAGCAGCAAACAAGGGGGAAAGCCCUCUGUCCGUGGGGAUUGCCAUCGGUUUCGUGGCUUGGCAGCCACCGCCACCGCCCUCUCUUUCCCAUUCUUUAUCUUCUCCGAGGCGAGAGAGUCUAGCGCCCAUCUCACAUUGUCACACGGCGGAGCUGCCAGGGAAGGAAGAGAAGAGAGAAGGAAGGCAGGAUGCCCCACGGCCGCCUCUCGGGGUCGCUCUGCUCGCCCAAGAUCGACGUCGUCAUCGACAUGGGGAACCCCUUCCUCAACCGCACAGUCGACGGCUUCCUCAAGAUCGGCGCGGUCGGCGCUUGCAAGGUGGCCGCCGAGGAGACCUUCGAGUGCCUCCACAGAGGGGAUGUUUCAAAGCACAAGCUUGAGCAUGCGCUAAAGAAAAUGUGCAAGGAGGGUGCUUACUGGGGUACUGUUGCUGGAGUUUAUGUGGGCAUGGUGUAUGGAGUGGAAAGGGUCCGUGGUCGCAGUGACUGGAAUGCAAUGAUAGGAGGCGCGUUAUCUGGUGCCCUGAUCUCUGGUGCCAGCAACAACCACAAAGACAAGAUCAUCAAGGAUGCCAUCACCGCUGGGGCGGUUGCAACAGCCGUGGAGUUCAUCAACUACCUUACCUAGUUGUGCAACUGCAUUUGCAGUGCCAUUUUCGUACAAUAACAAUAAUAGGACUUCUUCAGUGAAGCCAUGUUCAGUUCAAUAAACCAGCAUCUUCAGUCUUGGUUGCUCCUCGCCGCUUUUGCUUUGCGUGAAUGUCCUGAUCAACAGUUUUUCGUUAUCUUUGAGGCUUGCAGUCAUCGCUGUGAUUCUGUGACGAUUUAUUUGAUUGAAGGAAAAAAUAUAUAUAUAUAUAUGCAAGUUGCAGCACCA
Molecule: messenger RNA, 893 nt
Organism: Panicum hallii
Lineage: Eukaryota; Viridiplantae; Streptophyta; Magnoliopsida; Poales; Poaceae
Product: outer envelope pore protein 16, chloroplastic
Exons: 6
Coding region: 207-644 (145 amino acids)
Biological process (GO): protein import into chloroplast stroma
Cellular component (GO): chloroplast outer membrane
Molecular function (GO): amino acid transmembrane transporter activity
Source: RefSeq, a predicted model, not a curated record